Messenger RNA from Trachymyrmex septentrionalis, 882 nucleotides. RefSeq names its product odorant receptor 13a-like. The transcript is spliced from 5 exons. The record is from RefSeq and is a predicted model, not a curated record. Bases 1 to 882 code for a protein of 293 amino acids. Gene Ontology annotation, biological process: sensory perception of smell; detection of chemical stimulus involved in sensory perception of smell. Gene Ontology annotation, molecular function: olfactory receptor activity; odorant binding. NCBI's taxonomy places the organism in Eukaryota, Metazoa, Arthropoda, Insecta, Hymenoptera, Formicidae. Gene Ontology annotation, cellular component: plasma membrane.
AUGAUCAUAAAGGAUUGGAAAAAAAUAAAAAAUGAUCAAGAGAGAAAUUUAAUGAUACGAAGAGCGCAAACUGCACGAAUCAUUAUUAUUUGUUCCUACUGCAUAAUGGCAUUACAAUGGACUUUUAUUUCUGUGCUGCCAAUUUUUGGAAUGGCAAUGAGACUGACAUCCAAUAUUACUGAUCCAGGAAAGAUACCAAUGCCUUUACAAUCUCACUACAUUUACGAUAUAACAAAAAGUCCACAACGUGAAUUAACAUUUAUUAGUCAAGCAGUUUAUUUACUUAUCGCCGCGAUGGUUUAUAGUGGAGUGGACAAUUUUCUCAGUCUCAUGGUUUUUCAUGUAUGCGGACAAUUGGACAUUCUUGCGAAUCGUAUGCAACAUUUGGAUAAAUACAAAAAUUAUCCCAAAGUACUGAAACGCUGCAUAGAAAAACAUAUUCGUUUACUUAGAGCUAUUAAUAUCAUUGAAGAUACUUAUAAUAGAAUACUUCUCUCUUUAUUUAUAUAUUUUGCGAUUAUCUUUGCUUUCUAUGGAUUUCGGAUAAUUAGCCUAUUCAAUGAGGGAAAUGAUAUGUCGAUCACUCACUUAAUCUAUUUCAUAUGGACUAUUAUCAAUUUAUUUGCACACAUGUGCCUAUAUUGUGUCCUUGGGGAAAUUUUAGUGGCUCAGUGCAACAAGAUAUACUAUGAGGCAUAUAAUAGUAAAUGGUACACUAUGGAUCCAAAAGUUGCAAGAGAUUUAUUACUCUUAAUGAAAAGAGGUUCUAAACAGAUUUGUCUUACUGUUGGAAAAAUGUAUCCUGUUACAUUGGCCACAUUUUGCAGUUUAAUAAAAACAUCCGUUGGUUACAUAUCUGUUUUGCAUACAAUAAGAAAAUGA